GGUUCCUGUUCAGUACUUUUCCUUUGGAGAUAGGAAUAAAGUCAUUUGCUUGCCCACAUAUCUCAUCCAGAAAACACCUUUGAAUUCCAGCUGCAGAGGACUUACCUGUCUCUCCAGGCUGAUGAAUUCUGAGGCUGCCCAUCUGAUGAGAUGCUUGCAGCAGAUCCAUAAGGUAUUCAGCAAUGCCAAUGAAAUCCUCGCAGGCAUCAGUCAGCCAUCUGUGUGCAGCGAGGUGCUGCUGUCUGCACCAGGGACUGCAUAUAUUCUGGGGUUGUCAGAAGUGUACCGGGUCUCCAAGCGCUUGGAAGAAGGGAUGAAGGCUAGGAGAGCGGAGAGUGAUGCCCUGCUGCAUUGUCUGCGCAAGGUGGAUCUGGCCUGGAACAACCUCCUGUCCUUUCUCGCUUUUGGCCAUUCUGUAUUCCAGAUGCUGAAUGUUAACCUGCUGGAGCCGCCUGGUGAAAGUGACCCUCGCUUGUCAGCUUCUGACCUAGCACCCGAACCAGUCUGUGGGGUUUGCCUAACUGAGGUGAAGCGGGAGCCCCAGGUGAGUUCUGGAAACUCAGAUCCUAUUAUGUAUGAAGGUAACUGUUAUCAUGCCAGCUGUGCCAAUUUCUGGCUGAACUGUGUGGAUGCCACUUUGCCAGGAGGGACGUGAUUCUUUUUUCUCCCCCCCGCCCCAACUUUCUGAAUGUACUCCAGUCGUCAGUUUCUUGGAAGGUUAAGAUCUGGAGACACAAACAGAGACUUUUGGAAGGCUACAGAAUCAUCUCCCAAGGCUUCAUUUGUGGUAGGAAGUAACUUUGGAGAGACAAAACAAGAUUGUGUGAAAUCAGACUUGUGCCUUUCUGUUCAUCAAAACAAUCUUGUUUUGUAGGAUGCUUUAAAAUGUGCCCAGGAACAACCUGUUUUCUAAUUUAUUUUGAGCACUUCUCUAUCUGUAUUCUGUGGUUUGCAUCCAGACUAAAUCAGUGGUGGUUCAUCUCUGUGAGCAUCAAUGGGACAACACAGAAACUUUUUGCACUAUUGAUGUUGUUGGUCAAGUGACAGCUUUUUGGAUCUGCUAUGACCUUUUCUGCCCACCCAACCAAACGUCUGCUAGAUGUUUUGGACUACAAUAUAUAAUUUGGUAUUUGAAUGAUUGGUAUUAGCAAUUGUAUUAUAAUUUGGUAUUGUUACAAUGAGGCUGUUAUUGGGUGGUAAUUGAAAAUUAAUAAAAAUUAUUAUCAGCCUGGUGACAACCAGAGGUUUUACACUACAACUCCCAUCAGCUCCAGAACCAUGCUGGCUGAGAGUGAUGGGAGUUGUACUGUAGUUUAAAGCUUCUGGUGGUCACUAGGCUGGACUAGGGCUUAGCAGUGUGAGACCUAACCCGGUCAGCCAUGAUUUACAUCCCUGGUAUCUUUGCUCCAUUGCCAAUUUUAUGCCAUCUUACUUUGGUCCGACUGAAUUGAAUUAGCCUUGCCCUUGGGUAAGUACAUAGCAUGACAUUUGCAACCAGUAUUGCCAAAUAAAGUCUUAAUGCAGGUCCAUAGCUUGAAAUAAGGUGAGGGUAAAGAAGCCUAAGGAAAUACUGUAAAAUGCAAGUAGUCUUUUAUUUUACUAAUUAAACGUAUUGUUCAGUUCUAUUAAUAUAGGUGCUCUGUGUGCAAGUCAAUUGAUGAACCUAAUACUAGUUCUG
Messenger RNA from Podarcis muralis (Common wall lizard), 1678 nucleotides. Its product is annotated as synergin gamma-like. Gene Ontology annotation, cellular component: clathrin coat of trans-Golgi network vesicle. The record is from RefSeq and is a predicted model, not a curated record. Lineage: Eukaryota; Metazoa; Chordata; Lepidosauria; Squamata; Lacertidae.